Cyphellophora europaea CBS 101466 is the source of this 1887-nucleotide messenger RNA. RefSeq lists its product as uncharacterized. The record is from RefSeq and is a predicted model, not a curated record. Gene Ontology annotation, cellular component: SCF ubiquitin ligase complex. The transcript has a single exon. Bases 1 to 1887 code for a protein of 628 amino acids. NCBI's taxonomy places the organism in Eukaryota, Fungi, Ascomycota, Eurotiomycetes, Chaetothyriales, Cyphellophoraceae. Gene Ontology annotation, biological process: SCF-dependent proteasomal ubiquitin-dependent protein catabolic process.
AUGACUAGGUCUCGGAGAGCCGUCAACAACCGCAUCCGCGGGCCCCAGUCUGCCUUGACUGAGUUCCUGGCGUCUCAGGGUAUCUCAGCUGCCGACAUUCACACCGAUCAUCAGCGUCGGGUCCGAGAGGCCGAGGAACAAGCUGCCGCCGAAGCUGAAGGCGAAGACAAGGAGAAUGAGUCUGCCGAUGAUGGCGAAGAUCCUGUUGAGCGUAAGAAGCGCAAGAGGAAAGAGGAGAAGGCACUCAACAAGAUUAAGCAAACCAAGGAGUUCAAGAAACGCAAGUUUGAGGAGCAGAAGGACUUCGGCAGCGACGCCGAGGAUGAUGAUGCCAUCGCUCGACAAAUGAUGGCGAAGAACAAACCUCUCCCUGGUCAGCUCGAGAACUGCGAACUAUGUGAGAAGAGAUUCACCGUCACUCCUUACAGCAAGACUGGUCCAGACGGAGGACUGCUCUGUGCCAAAUGCUCGAAAGAGAUGAAAGAUGAUGAGAAGAAGAGCCAGAAAGCUGCCAAGAAGAAAGUACCGGCCCAGCGAGGUCGCAAGAGACAAACCGAAAGUGAUCGCAUGAUGGGAGACGUGAAACCUGGCGCGAAGAGCCUGGUCGAUGCGUGUGUUCGCAAGGUUGCAGACGUUGUCAACGAUGUUGAGGAUUUUGGUGAUAUGCCUGAAUCACUGCUCGACCGCAUGAGCCAGAUUUUGUCCAAGAAGCGUGUGCUCACUCCAAGGACGCUCAAUCUCUUCCUACGAGAUGACGUUGAUCAUAUCGAUGUGUAUGACUGCGGCAAGCUCGAAACUGAGGAUUUUGCCCGUAUCUUUGCUCACAUGCACCACCUCGUUGCGGUCAACCUACGUUUCGCAGGUCAGAUGAAAGACGAUGCUAUACGCUACAUGGUCGAUAAAUGUGACAGUCUCCGCCAUCUUCAGCUUGGUGCCCCUAAUCUGAUCUCGGAGGAUGCCUGGCUUGAGCUCUUCCGUGAGAGAGGUUCUCAGCUCGAAAGUCUCAAACUCUCGGACCUUCAGGGCUACUUUUCAGAUGUGGCUGCGAUCGAGAUGGCUCAACACUGCGUCAAUUUGAAACGCCUCAAAUUACGUGGUUGCUCUCACUUGACGGAGUCUUCCAUCAAAUCAUUCGCAAACUUACCGAGUCUCGAGCAUCUCACGCUCUCAGUGGCGCAGAUGGACACAACACCCGAUACUCUUAUCGAUCUCAUUACGAAGCUCGGCCCGAGGCUCAAGACUUUGUGUCUCGAAGGGUUUGAUCUUGACGAAGACCAUGGAGCAGAAAGUGAGGACAGCAGCUCUGUGGACACCAGCAAUGCUCACGAUGAAGUCUUACACGCCAUACACACGCAUUGCACUCAGCUCAGCAAACUCCGCUUCACCGGGAAUAGCCACUGCACCGAUCAAGCCUUCGCUACCCUGUUUUCUGCCUGGAAUAACAGACCAUUGAAACUCGCCGAUCUUUCCGAGUGCCGAUGGAUCGACAACAAUGAUCCAGUUGGUCCUGAGGACUAUCCUGUGGGAUUUGCAUCGGAGGGCUUCAAAGCUCUAAUGGCACACUCUGGUACACAGCUUGAGGAACUCAACCUGCACUCUUGCCGGCACAUAUCUCACAAGGCACUCACCGAAGUCUUCGAUGGCGACAAGAAGUAUCCUGAGCUACGGAGCAUUGACAUGUCUUUCGUUAGUCAGGUCGACGAAGAAGUCAUGGCUGGAAUCUGCAAAAGUUGUCCAGCACUAACAAAGCUGGUCGUCUUCGCUUGCUUCAAUGCUCGUGGCGCAGACAUUCCGCCGGGUGUGGCUGUCAUCGGCUUGCCCAACGCUCAGGACAACAUCGUUAUUCAAGGGUUCAUGGAUGAUCUGCUGACGAAGUCGAUGGCCUGA